UUUUGACAGACUUAAAAGACAUCAAAAGCAGAAAUAGAACAAUUUGAACCGAAAUUAAUUUCAUUUAAUAAUACUUUCAAAUUUUUAAAAGUUUUAAACAUUAUUGGAUAUAAACAGUAAAAAGAAAGGAAAAGUGGCAAAAUAUUAAAAAUGUCUAAUUUUACUGAAAAUACUUUUGUUCGAGGGCCAUCUCCAUCAUAUUCAGAUGAAGUUUUAACAGAUGGGCUACCAUCUAAUGAACCAAUUGAUCAAAUUCCAUUGAAUAACAGCAUUUUCAACAAAAAAUUGCCGAAUGGUUAUGACCAAAAUAUGGUUGGAAUUGAACAAUAUCAAAUGAAUAUGUCGAAAAAUCGAAAUACUUUUGCUUUUUGGAUAAUUAUGACUCUUUUAUUUAUACUUUGCAUUGGAAAUUUGCUAAUUACGUUAACUAUAAUUGGUGUUCUAAAAUUGGGUCGCGGAAUGCAAGGAAUGGAACUGAUUCCAGAAGAGGAAACUAUAAAGUUUUUUGGUUCAACUGAUUUAGAUAGAAUUCUAAAUAAAUGUGGAGGACAAAUUGAUAGUUUCGUUGAUGAACCCAUGUCUAUAACAGCUGAAGAUUCGAGCUUUAAUGUUAAAUUAAUUAGUAAAGGACAAUCUCAUAUUAAAAUGCUCAUGGAUAAAAGCGGAACAUAUUUCAGAGGUAUCAACCAAUUUGAAAUAAAAGAUCCUCAUUCAGGUGACAUUAUUUUUACUACACAUCGACCCCAUUACAUACUUACUUCUGGUGCAGAAAAUUUGUUAACUAAAGGAAUUAGUGCCACACGAAUUUCAAGUCCCAUCGGUAAACCUUUAACUUUUGAAUCUGAUGAUAAACUUUCGGUGAGAGGUUCCGAAGGUCUUACGCUUGAAGGAAAAUCUAUGUUGUAUGCUUCAGAAAACAAAAUUGUGGUAAAUUCAACGCAGGGAUCUGUAUAUUUAGUGGGAGGAGAUGGAGUUUACCUCGAUACGUCAAAAAUUCAAAUGGCCAACUCUCAAUAUGGAACACAAAUUAAGAAUACUGAAUAUAAAAUAUGCGUUUGUAUUCCAAGCGGUAAAUUGUAUCGAAUUCAGUUAACAAAACACACAACUUGUGCUCAUUUUAGCCCUCAACACGAUCCAUGCGUUUAGACCUUAACAGUGUUUCAAGGUAUAAUCAAUACAAUUUUAAAACCACAUAAUCACAAGCAUACAUAAUCAAUUUUUAUUAAACUGCUAUUGAUAUAAGUUCUUACAUAUUUAUAAUAUACUUAUUAAUUUUUUCAUUAAAACUGAAAACUAGAUUUUCGUGAAUAAAAAGUAGAAUGAAA
Condylostylus longicornis is the source of this 1325-nucleotide messenger RNA. RefSeq names its product beta-sarcoglycan (gene Scgbeta). Gene Ontology annotation, cellular component: sarcoglycan complex; sarcolemma. The transcript has a single exon. Gene Ontology annotation, biological process: muscle organ development. The coding region runs from base 151 to 1146 and encodes 331 amino acids. NCBI's taxonomy places the organism in Eukaryota, Metazoa, Arthropoda, Insecta, Diptera, Dolichopodidae. The record is from RefSeq and is a predicted model, not a curated record.